GGGUCGGCAGGAGUAUAGUGUAUUUCAUCCAAAAAAUAUAACAAAUGUGUAAUCCAAUAGCAAUUAUGGCAGAAGCUGUUGGUGACUGAUAAGGAAUUAUAAAACAGUCAAAUUUACACAGGCUUUUCAAAAGAUCACAAUCCUGCUAUUGAAGGUGGGUGUCUUCUAGACACUAAAAAGGUGGAGAGAAAUCUCCAUGUGGAGGCCCAGAUUAAACAUCUCCCAUCAAAGUGGAACUCGUCAAAUGUCCUAAGACACCUAAGGCCGUCCCCAGGCGCCCUGACAAUAAAAGGUAACCAGAACACGAGAGAAAUGACUCUGGGAGUACCUUUCACAUUGAAGCUGUGCAGUAGGAAAUUUAUAAUUUGGCAUCUGGCUCAUCCAUUCAUUUCUCAUUGGUGUGGUUCAUGUGUGCUUGCAAAGGUCAGACUUCUGCCCUUCGAAUGUCCUCUCUUCCUCUCCCACAGGGAACACCCACGUGUGGAUCCUUGUUUAAAGGAGAAAGUCCUAGUCCUGAGCUUUUAGUGGAGUGGAUGUCAUCAGGCCUGGGUUUGCAUCCUGCUUUUUACCAUGGCAAGUCAUAUGCGGCCUUAAGCAUUUCUGCUCUUGGUCCAAGCUUCCUGCGUGGGAAUACUGCGGUCCUCCUUUCAGGCAGCUGUGAAUGACAAAACGCUCGCUGGCUGCCGUGACACCCAUUGUCCCGCGAGAGUGCCCUAGCUGGGCCCCACUGCACUCAAGGCGGUGCCUGCUCAGUUGUCCCUCCCACAGGCAGGCGCCGGUGCCGACCAAACGCCCAGGUUCAUCCAGCGCCGGACGCUAGCCCUCAAGCCCCGCGAGGCAGCCGGGGGUGCUGGGGUCCCUGCAGGGCCGGGCCACCGGCCGAGGAGCUCCGACCGCGCCAGAAUUGGAUACGGGUAACCGCGCGCCAUGAGCAGCUCCCUGCGGCCGGUCCCCAGCCGCUGGCGGCGGGCGGCCAGCAUCGUCCUGGCGGCAGGCUGGACGCGCCCAGAGACUGCCACCCCGCCGUCGCGCCCGCCGCCCGCCGAGGGCUUUCGGCUGCUGCUGCUGCAGCGCUCCCCGCACCAAGGCUUCAUGCCGGGCGCGCACGUCUUCCCGGGCGGAGUGCUGGACGCAGCCGACCGCUCGGCGGACUGGCUGGGCCUCUUCGCGCCGCACCAUGGGCCGCCAGGCUUCGGCCUGGGCCCAGCGCCAUUCAGCCGGGCCGCUUUCCCGUCGCCGCCCGACACCGGUGACAGCAACGCCGACAACACUGGGGCGCUGCCUGAGGACGUAGCCUUCCGCAUCUGCGCCGUGCGCGAGGCCUUCGAGGAGGCGGGUGUGCUGCUGCUGCGGCCCAGGACUUCCCCGCCUGGCCCAGCACGGCCCGGCCUCGCCCUGGAGCCGCCCCCUGGCCUGGCAGCCUGGCGCGCCCGCGUGCGCCGGGACCCGCGCCACUUCCUGCGACUGUGCGCCCACCUCGACUGCACGCCAGACAUCUGGGCGCUGCACAACUGGAGCGCAUGGCUCACCCCUUUCUUCCGCAGCGCCACUCGCCGCUUCGACACGGCCUUCUUCCUGUGCUGCCUGCGCGAGCCCCCGCCUGUCUACCCCGACUGGGCGGAGGUGGUGGGCUACCAGUGGUCAUCUCCAUCGGAGACAACUGAAAGUUUCUUAUCAAAAGAAAUUUGGUUGGCACCCCCACAGUUCUACGAAGUGAGAAGACUUGCAAACUUUGCCUCUUUCUCUGACUUGCACAAAUUUUGUUUGGGUCGUGCAUUAGAAGGACUGGAAAGGUGGUUGCCUAUCAUCUUGUUAACUGCUGAUGGGAUGGUCCAUCUUUUACCAGGUGAUGAGCUAUAUUUAGAAGAUUCAGACUUUUUGGAAAAUCUUAUGUCUACUGAAAAAAAGACUGAGGAAAUCAUGAAGGAAGGCAAGCAAUUUCACCGGAUAGUGAUACACAAUCGCCACCUUUAUGAUAUCCAUGUGACUGUUCAGUCAAAGCAUAAGCACGUUUAUCCUAAGAACUCUGUAGUAAGUAAGAGCCAUUUGUAGGGUGCUCAGGCUUGUUGGUAAAAUGGCCUACUUGAAGUCCUCAUGAAUAAUGAGGGCUGAAUUUCAUUUGCUUGAAACUUAAGGAAGUUUGUGCCUAUAAAAGUUACUGCAAUAAAGUAUUUCUUUUUUCUUUUCUAUUUUUUUUUUUUUUUCUGAGACAGAGUCUUGUUCUGUCACCCAGGCUGGAGUGCAGUGGCAUAAUCUCGGCUCACUGCAAGCUCUGCCUCACGGA
Rhinopithecus roxellana (golden snub-nosed monkey) is the source of this 2284-nucleotide messenger RNA. It is a transcript of the gene NUDT19, whose product is annotated as nudix hydrolase 19. Gene Ontology annotation, cellular component: mitochondrion. The record is from RefSeq and is a predicted model, not a curated record. Gene Ontology annotation, molecular function: hydrolase activity, acting on acid anhydrides, in phosphorus-containing anhydrides. Lineage: Eukaryota; Metazoa; Chordata; Mammalia; Primates; Cercopithecidae.